CUUUAGUCUACUCUUUUCCCAGCUUCCAUUUUCCUUUUUGACCAAGCACCUACUAUCAGUAACCCACUCCCUCUCUCUUUAUACUCUUUUCGAUCCUCUCAUCGCCUUUACCUCUCUCUUUAUUAUACACACUACACUCUAUAUGUAUAUACUUUAAUUCAGGCCGCCCGCCUAGCAAAUUAAACCUCUACAUACAUACAUACACUUCACUAUAAUGAAGGAGAGCAGCUGGAAGAGGUUGUCGUCGCCGCCGUCUUCUUCGCCGCCGUGUGCGGCGUGCAAGCUCUUGCGGAGGAGGUGCGGCCCCGACUGCGUCUUCGCGCCAUACUUCCCCGGCGACCAGCCUCAUAAGUUCGCCAAUGUGCACAAGGUCUUCGGAGCUAGCAAUGUCAGCAAGAUGUUACAGGAGCUGCCGGAGGAGCAGAGGGGAGAUGCGGUGAGCAGCAUGGUAUACGAGGCGAACGCCCGGGUGCGGGACCCGAUAUACGGGUGUGCCGGAGCCAUAUCAUCUCUGCAGCAGCAGCUGGAUGUGGUUCGGACCCAAUUGGCCAUGGCCCAGGCGGAGGUGGUCCACUUGCGAGUCCGGCAGGCCGCGGCCAUGAGUUCCAGCCCACAGAACAGCGGCUCUCCCCCAUCAAUUGUUAUGGGGUCGCAGCCCAGAGGGUACUUUGAGGUGGACACAGAUGUGGUUGACCAGCCAGGCUACUUCUACUCAUAGCUCAUAUUUUUGGUUUUAUAUAUAUAUAUAUAUACUACGUACUUGUUAAGAGGGAGAAGGUAAUAUUUUAGUAGCUGUUAAGAGCUUGAAGGUAAUACUAUUUAUACUAGUAUAUAGUUUAGUAUCGAAGCCCGACCGAACCGAGAGUUUAAGGUGUAAUUUGGUGAUAAAUUACACCUGUUUUCUAUCUAGUAGUAGACUCGAGUUCGAGUAGAGGCUUUAUGGAAGGUAGGAGACUCUAUCUCCAAUCUUUCAAUGUUGUUAAGCUAUUGUCUACAUAUAUAUACAUCUUUAUAUAA
Molecule: messenger RNA, 1017 nt
Organism: Ipomoea nil (Japanese morning glory)
Lineage: Eukaryota; Viridiplantae; Streptophyta; Magnoliopsida; Solanales; Convolvulaceae
Product: LOB domain-containing protein 4-like
Exons: 2
Coding region: 215-718 (167 amino acids)
Source: RefSeq, a predicted model, not a curated record